AUGAAUGACAAGGGCAACGGGCAGGAGAAAGUGGUUUACUUCAAUGGAGCCAAACUGUUGGUGGAGACUCCCAAAGACCCCAUCUACAGCUUCAACGGUGGCAAUGUCACCCUGCCCUGCCACUAUCGCUAUGAGCCCGACCUGGAAGCCAAGCGCAAGAUCCGCAUCAAGUGGUCCAAGUUACGGGAUGACUACACCAAGGAGCAGGAUGUGCUGGUGGCCAUCGGCAAGACCUACGUGGCCUUUGGGGACUUCCGUGGCCGCGCUCACCUCCUCCAGGCCGGCCGGCGCGAGGCCUCGCUGGUGGUCAGUGAUGUGCGCCUGCAGGAUGAUGGCAAAUACCGCUGCGAGGUCAUCGAUGGGCUGGAGGAUGAGAGCGAUGUGGUGGACCUCCGGCUGCAAG
Molecule: messenger RNA, 403 nt
Organism: Nestor notabilis (Kea)
Lineage: Eukaryota; Metazoa; Chordata; Aves; Psittaciformes; Psittacidae
Product: hyaluronan and proteoglycan link protein 3-like
Exons: 2
Source: RefSeq, a predicted model, not a curated record